AUGGACGUCGACACACCCCAGUUCAACCCUGCGAAGCGGAGAAAGUUCAUGCGCCGACGUGCUGACGAUACGAGGGCCGAAGACGAAGGCGAGGCGAAGGCAUCAACACUGGUCGCGUCGAAUACAUCAACGUCGCCGGCUCAAGAUGACGCAGAGACAGACGAUACAGGUGUCGCUGAUAUAGUGCGACCUCGCAAGCUGCACAGAGCACGCAGAGGCGGCAUAGAAUUCUCCACGUCUCGCUCGUCGCGGAGUGAAGCUCUUGUGCCGGCUGCUGAGGCUGCGGCCGACGGUCGAUUAAGCGGUAUAUCAGAUCGGUUCGUCGGACAUUCAGGCCAAAAGGUGGACGUUGACAAGCACAUUAUAAGGAUGGCGUUUAUAGAAGCUGAAAUGGCUAAACGUCGCCAUGGGACGUUACCGUCGGAGACAACUGAUCCUACCAAUCCUACGGAUAACGAAUCACGGCGAACGGCGGAACAUCCGUCUGCAGAGCUGCUGCUUACCCAGAGGCAGCCGGCGACUCUAGGCAAAUUACACGAGAUUGAUCUUGGACCAGACUCGAAGCUCCAGAACAUUGCGAGGACAGAGGCUGCGACCAGGAACCUUGCCAAGGGUGAUUCCGCGCCUCCCGAAGACGAGGACAUGCUUAAUAAAGGCAAGCAGAGUCGCAGUGGUCGGAGGAGGCGCAAUAGCGAAGAUAUAAUGCGCGAUCGGCUGGUAGAAGAAGUCCUGCGCGAAAGCAAACUCGAUGUCUAUGAAGAACCCCAGAGGCUGUCGAUUGAAGACGAUCAGGCUGCAGAUGAUCGAAUCGCAGAUCAGUUCCGUAGAGAUUUCCUAGACGCCAUUCACUCAAGAAGACGCGGAGCUCGUACCCGAAAUACCAAAACAACCAAGACGGACGCACCACGUGGACCGAAACUUGGUGGAAGUCGUAGCGCAAGGGCAGCCAUGCGAGAGCAGCAGAGCAAGGCUCAGAAGUAG
Microsporum canis CBS 113480 is the source of this 981-nucleotide messenger RNA. RefSeq lists its product as hypothetical. The record is from RefSeq and is a predicted model, not a curated record. Gene Ontology annotation, cellular component: spliceosomal complex. The transcript has 3 exons. Bases 1 to 981 code for a protein of 326 amino acids. Gene Ontology annotation, biological process: mRNA splicing, via spliceosome. Lineage: Eukaryota; Fungi; Ascomycota; Eurotiomycetes; Onygenales; Arthrodermataceae.